Molecule: messenger RNA, 1755 nt
Organism: Ostreococcus lucimarinus CCE9901
Lineage: Eukaryota; Viridiplantae; Chlorophyta; Mamiellophyceae; Mamiellales; Bathycoccaceae
Exons: 1
Coding region: 25-1755 (576 amino acids)
Source: RefSeq, a predicted model, not a curated record
CGCGCGCCUCGCACGCGCAUCGAGAUGGACGUACGACGCGCGCGCGAGACGUACGAAGUAGAGACGUCGUUCGCGACCGAUGCGGGCGCCGGGACCGCGCCCGAUGACCUCGUGCGCGUCGUCAUCGUGCGGGAAGAUGCGACAGUGUCCGCUGAACCGUCGUCGUCAGCGCGGCUGGUUUCCCGACGGGAAUCUCUCGCGUCGUCGGCGACGGCGAUGAAGUGUUCGUUUAGAGAUUGCUCGACGAUGGUGAUCGACCAACGUGGGUUCGGGUUCAGCGCGCGCGAGGGAGACGACGCGAUGAAGGCCACGCGACAGUUGACGGCGUUCGCGACGACGAAAUGGCGAAGCAAAGUCAACGCGGCUUUAGAGGUGCGAAACGCGUUGGUGGACGUCCCGAGAUACGUGCCAGAGAUGUUGAAAGAAAUGCGACGGCAAGAGCGCGGCGACGGCGCGCGCACGUUUGCGCACGCGAACAAGAUUGAAAGCGCGACGUGGGACGCAGCUGCAGGCGUGAACGUCGACGACGACGGAGGAUUUUCCAUCGAGUCGCGGUGCGGAAGCGUCAAAGCGCGACUCAUCGCGUCGCACGGGGUUAUUUUUGAGGUGCUUUACCCGGUGCUCAUCGGCAGUCGCGGGAGUGAUUUUGAGCACGUGUGGCAGAGGUCGAGAUUUGAGGUGGCGUCGACGCCUCAGAGAUGGUCGUUUCCGCUUCGCGCUUUGCGAAGCGCGAGGGCGUUCUCGAUCGCCGAACGCGACGUCGAUAUAGACAGACUCGGUGCUGAUGAUGCCGUGAGCGAGCUUCCUCGCGCGUUGCUCGGUGGUGAAGCCAUCGGCGGGACGCCGUGGAACCCGUCGCGAGAGGACCCAAAGUCGUGGUGGUCUUCGCGGGGUUUGAACACAUACGACGCCGAGGCGAAACCGUGGGUGGAAUGGACGCCAUAUUGCACGAUUUGGGCGUGCGCAUGCGGCGACGGUAGCGGAGACGGCGCCAUGUUCGCUUGGGAGGGGGCAAACGCGCGGUGCGUUGCGGUUGCCCAAGACGAACGCGCCGUGGCGUGCUCUGACGAUUUCAUCGUAAUGGUCGCGCCGGGCGUUGUCAGCGAAGGAACUACGUCGCAGACAUCUUCGCGAAAACUCGGGCUAGAGGACAUCGCUGAAGACGACGAGUUCGUCGAAUUGCUUCCCGUCGUCGAGCGUUUGAGACGAUUCGAGCGUGCGUGCGUCGCACGUCGAGACGCGAUAACGAAGGGUGCGUACGACGUUGCCGACGCGUUUGCAGCGAUGUCUGUGGAUGUAAUCCAGCGCGAGGCGAUCGGUGUGAAGGGCGAACUCGUCGCUUACGCCGAUGGUCGCGUGCGCGGUGUAUUUGACGAUCGCACGAUUUUGCUCUUUGAUCGAACGAGAACCAACGCGGCGUUGGUACUCAGCGACGGCUCACGCGUACAAGUGCGCAUCGCCUCGCCGGUGACGGCCAAGUUGCACGUCGGCGUCGCCAUCGCAUUUGCGAACAAAGUCUGGCCGACCACGACGGAGGGCGCCGCCUCAGCCUCGUCGACGCCCUCCGUCGUCGACGUCUCUGCGAACGUUUCGAGAAACGACGAAUGGCUUCGUUGGUAUGCAUCGAUGGCGUGCCAAACGGAUCCCCAACCGCCAUCUCAUGGAUUGGCGCCUAUCGAAAACCGUGAGCGUUCCGACGUCGUCGCCAGCGAACUCGCGAAAACCCGUCUGUGGCUUGCCGCGAGCGAUUUGUGA